CAAAGAUGUGCGAUAUUUUGAUUUAUUAAUGUAAAUAUGUACGAUGAUUAAAAAUAUGUGAAUAUUGUGUGGCUUCAACUUGAUCUGCAUGACAGACUAUUUCUGUGAUUAUUUUAGAAUCUAUUAACUUCGACAAUCCCCAAGAUGGACUUGCAGAAAUCUUUUAUAAUAGAUUUCAUGGCAGGCGGUCUGUCUGCGGCAAUUGCGAAGACAGCAGUUGCUCCUCUCGAAAGAGUGAAAUUAUUGUUGCAAGUGCAGCAUACCUCGAAGCAAAUAAGACCUGAACUACAAUAUAAGGGUAUGAUAGACGCAUUUGUACGUAUACCUCAGGAAACAGGAUUUUUCAGUUUCUACAGAGGCAAUCUUGCCAACGUUGUUCGAUACUUUCCCACUCAGGCGCUCAAUUUUGCGUUUAAAGACAAAUUUAAGGCCUUCUUUCUGGAAGGCGUGCCAUCAGAAGCCUUUUGGCGACAAUUUAUUGGGAAUCUGGCAGCUGGUGGUGCCGCUGGUGCUACAUCACUUUUAUUCGUUUAUCCCCUUGACCUUGCUCGUACCAGAUUAGCCGCUGAUGUUGGAAAGGGCGAAGGGCGAGAAUUUAAAGGUAUAAAUGAUUGUAUAUUAAAGAUUUUUAAAUCGGAUGGAUUUCUCGGAUUGUAUCGUGGCUUUAAUGUCAGUGUGCAAGGAAUUAUUAUAUACCGUGCGACAUAUUUUGGAUUUUAUGAUACUAUGAGAGGUAUGCUGUCCGAUCCGAAGAGUACACCAUUGUAUAUGAAUUUUAUAAUCGCCGAGAUAGUAACUACGAUGGCGGGUAUUGUGUCCUAUCCCUUCGAUACAGUUAGGAGACGAAUGAUGAUGCAAUCGGGACGAAAGAAGAUUGACAUGAUGUAUAAAAAUACAUUAGAUUGUUGGAUAAAAAUAACAAAAAACGAAGGUUCCACAGCUUUCUUUAAAGGUGCAUUCUCCAAUAUUCUUCGUGGUACCGGUGGUGCUAUCGUUUUAACGCUAUACGAUACAAUCAAAGAUUCACUUACGAAAAUAAUCUUUAAAACGCCAUAGGAAACCUUAACAAUUAAGUCAGUCCUGCAGAGUACGCAAAAAGCUCAUCAUAUAGGAUAUGUACGAUUAAGAAAUGUUUGAAUUUUAUACAUAAUUAUGUAAGCAUUCUCAUUCAAGUACAAUAAUAAAUAAUAUAUUAUCAAAAAAAAUUCUAUUAAAAAUAUAGAAACAUGAUUUCAGUAUUACUGUUGCUUUCAUAGCUAAAAAAAUCUUCAUAGCUAAAAAAAGCUAUUAGAACGUCAAAAUUAUUGAAAUCCCUUUGCAAAUUAGUUUUGUAAUGGAUGUACAAUCUAUGUAUUAAUUUUUUUCUACAUAUAUAAAGUAGUAAUAAAUAUCUAAGAAAACUUAAAAUAUUUAUCACAAGCACCUCUGGUAAAAAAACAUGUGCAUGUCACAAUAUUAAUAGUUGUUUGAUUAAUACAUAUUUAAUAGUUUAUUAUUUAAUGUACUGUAAUCACAGAAUAAAUUAUAAAAUAUCUGAUUAUUUUCAUUUUUGAUAUCAAUCGUGACACAGUCCACAAAUAUAAUUUUACAAAGAUAAAUAAUUGCUAACGCUUAAUGUUACUUAAUUAUGCAAUAUUUUACAUCGAUAUAAACUCGCGGAAGGUCUGCUCCAAAAGGAUUGAACAAAUCGUUGCAA
Monomorium pharaonis (pharaoh ant) is the source of this 1696-nucleotide messenger RNA. Its product is annotated as ADP,ATP carrier protein-like. Gene Ontology annotation, molecular function: ATP:ADP antiporter activity. The transcript is spliced from 4 exons. Gene Ontology annotation, cellular component: mitochondrial inner membrane. NCBI's taxonomy places the organism in Eukaryota, Metazoa, Arthropoda, Insecta, Hymenoptera, Formicidae. Bases 145 to 1056 code for a protein of 303 amino acids. The record is from RefSeq and is a predicted model, not a curated record. Gene Ontology annotation, biological process: mitochondrial ADP transmembrane transport; mitochondrial ATP transmembrane transport.